Molecule: messenger RNA, 853 nt
Organism: Neoarius graeffei (lesser salmon catfish)
Lineage: Eukaryota; Metazoa; Chordata; Actinopteri; Siluriformes; Ariidae
Gene: agr1
Product: anterior gradient 1
Exons: 8
Coding region: 134-619 (161 amino acids)
Cellular component (GO): endoplasmic reticulum
Source: RefSeq, a predicted model, not a curated record
AGACCUGUUAUGUGGGUUUUUAACUGUAACAUCACCUGCAUGACAGUGAAACCUGUCAGGCUGGACUAAGGGACAACCGGUGUGGAUCACACACUUCACUUUCAUCUGUCUCUUUAUUGUGUACACAGUAAUCAUGGCCUGCUGCUCCCUGUAUGUGUUUCUGCUGCUGUUCUCCUGUGACGUGGCCUUGCUGAAGAAAAAGAAAGCAGUCCAGACUCUUUCAAGAGGCUGGGGUGAUGACAUCACCUGGGUGCAGACGUAUGAAGAGGGGCUGACAAAAUCACAGGAGAGUCGCAAGACACUGAUGGUCAUUCAUCACUUAGACGAGUGCCCAUACAGUCAAAAACUCAAAAAGGCUUUUGCAGAGAACAAAUCCAUCCAAAAAAUGGCCAAAGAAGAUUUCAUCAUGCUCAAUUUGAUGCAUGACACGACAGACCCUAAUAUGGCUCCUGACGGCUACUACGUUCCCAGAAUUCUUUUUGUUGAUCCCUCUCUGACUGUACGCACUGACAUCACUGGCAAGUACAGCAACCGCAAGUACACCUAUGGACCUGAUGACAUGGAUUUAUUGGAGGAGAACAUGUUAAAAGCCAAGAAUUUGCAUCACACAGAGCUGUAGUGGGAUGAGAGCUGAUCACACAGGAGAAUGGCAGAUGGAUGAAAAGACUGAAACUGUUUGUUAUACUUAGACUUUUCAUGCGUCAUCCAGACAAUGAGCCAAACACUGAGUACAGAUUAAAUUACGAUUGAAUGUGGUUCAGUUCUCAGUUGUAUGUUAAUGUUGAUAUGAGUUACUGGAACUUGGUUAUUGGUAAGCUUACCAAUAAAACUUACUGAACACAGUUACAAUCCA